AAAUUGUGAGUCGGAUCAGUUUAUCAAUAUACAGAAAAUAAAGAUUAAUACGAGAUACUUCACCUGGAAGUAUAAGGCGAGCCAUUGGAUCGAAGCGUUAGCUUUUCAGUUAGGUCUGAAUUUAGUGACUAAAAUAUAAAAAUGAAAUUGUCCAGCUAAAAGAGAUAACCGCAUAUGAAAAGUGCCUAGGCAAGCGAAGUUUUUAUGUAUACGACUUUGUAUUGGCUUGCACGUGUCUACCUAGUCCCAGUUACACUGUAUGCGACAUCUGCGACGACAAUGCAAGCCAUUGAAGCGCCGCCUCAAAAGGUUAUCGUUGACACACAGCCCGCCAAGUUCAGUCGAGUAAUGUGAACCGGCAGGCGAAGGGCGCCUCCGUCGGCCACUUUAUAAAAUGGCUAGCUAGCGCGGUUCGCGGCACCAGUUGCUUCUCAGGCACGCAUCAUGAGCAGCGGCAGACAUUUGGCAAAAGGCUCAGCGACGCCCGAUGUGCCCGAGGAUGGCAUUCUUCGUUUGUACUCCAUGCGCUUCUGUCCGUUUGCGCAGCGUGUGCAUCUGGUACUGGACGCCAAACAGAUACCCUAUCACAGCAUCUACAUAAAUCUCACAGAGAAACCAGACUGGCUUUUCGAAAAGAAUCCGCUGGGCAAGGUGCCGGCGCUGGAGCUGGUGCGUGAGCCUGGCCCGCCCGUGCUGACCGAAUCGUUGCUCAUCUGCGAGUACCUCGAUGAGCAGUAUCCACUGCGUCCGCUCUAUCCGCGUGAUCCGCUGAAAAAGGUGCAGGAGAAGCUGCUCAUUGAGCGCUUUGGAGCCGUGCUGGGCGCCUUCUUCAAGGCAUCCGAUGGCGGUGAGCUGGAGCCCUUCUGGUGCGGCCUGGACAAAUACGAGCAUGAGUUGAGCAGGCGUGACACGCCCUUCUUUGGCGGCGAACAAACUGGCAUAUUGGACUACAUGAUCUGGCCCUGGUGCGAGCGUCUGGAGCUGCUCCAGCUGCAGCGCGGCGAUGACUACAACUAUGAUGAGCAGCGCUUUCCACAGCUGACGCAGUGGCUGGACCGCAUGAAACGUGAUCCCGCUGUGAUGGCAUUCUAUAUGGAAGCUGAGGUGCAGGCUGAAUUCUUGCGUACGCGCAGCGCUGGUAAACCCAAUUAUAAUCUUCUGGUGAAGGAUGCAUGAGUAGCGCCUGCAUCUU
Messenger RNA from Drosophila novamexicana, 1192 nucleotides. Its product is annotated as pyrimidodiazepine synthase. Gene Ontology annotation, biological process: glutathione metabolic process. Lineage: Eukaryota; Metazoa; Arthropoda; Insecta; Diptera; Drosophilidae. Gene Ontology annotation, molecular function: glutathione dehydrogenase (ascorbate) activity; glutathione transferase activity. Gene Ontology annotation, cellular component: cytoplasm. Bases 445 to 1176 code for a protein of 243 amino acids. The record is from RefSeq and is a predicted model, not a curated record. The transcript is spliced from 3 exons.